AUGGGGCCGUUUCCAGCAUCAAACGGCCAUCGAUACAUCUUGGUUGCAGUUGACUAUGUGUCAAAAUGGGCUGAGGCUGUGGCUUUGCAUACAAAUGAUGCUAAAGUGGUGAUGAGCUUUGUGAAGAUCAGAUUUGGCACUCCGGGUGCUUUGAUCAGUGAUGAAGUCAAGGUCUCAAAUAAGGAGGUGAAGCAAAUUUUGGAGAAGACAUUGAGCGCAAGUAGGAAAGGUUGGGCUAGUAAGCUAGAUGCCGCUCUAUGGGUAUAUCGCACGGUAUACAAAACUCCAAUUGACGCUUCGCCAUACAUGUUAGUAUAUGGAAGGGCUUGUCACUUGCAUGUUGAGCUUGAGCACAAGGCAUAUUGGGUAAUCAAGAAGCUCAACCUUGAUAUGGAUCUAGCUGGGGAAAAAUGGAUGUUGCAACUGAGUGAGCUCGAAGAUUUUUGA
Molecule: messenger RNA, 447 nt
Organism: Nicotiana tabacum (common tobacco)
Lineage: Eukaryota; Viridiplantae; Streptophyta; Magnoliopsida; Solanales; Solanaceae
Source: RefSeq, a predicted model, not a curated record